Priceomyces carsonii is the source of this 861-nucleotide messenger RNA. RefSeq names its product syntaxin (gene SSO2). Lineage: Eukaryota; Fungi; Ascomycota; Pichiomycetes; Serinales; Debaryomycetaceae. The transcript has a single exon. The record is from RefSeq and is a predicted model, not a curated record. Gene Ontology annotation, cellular component: plasma membrane; endomembrane system; SNARE complex. Gene Ontology annotation, molecular function: SNARE binding; SNAP receptor activity. Gene Ontology annotation, biological process: exocytosis; vesicle fusion; intracellular protein transport. Bases 1 to 861 code for a protein of 286 amino acids.
AUGAGUAACCCGUACCAUAACUCCUAUGAGAUGGGCAACAUCAACAAAUACUCGUCUAAUUCUAAUGAAGAUGACUUUGUAUCUUAUAUGAAUGAGAUACAAGAUAUCAAUAAUUCGUUAGACCAGUACUCAAACUUGAUAAACUUGAUCUCCAACAAGCAGCGAAAUUUUAUUCAGGAACUAGAUUUGAAUGAAGAGGACUCUGAUUAUAAUUCUAAACAAAUUGAUACUUUGGUAUCUGAAGCUCAAUCUUUACAAUUGACUUUGAAAAGUAGAAUCAAGAACGCACAAACUCAAGCAGUACAAGCCAAAGAUCAGACUAAGCUAGACCAAGCCGAAGCGUGCAGAAAAAGGUUCUUGGAAUUAAUUCAAGAAUAUAGGUUGGUGGAAGCAAACAACAGAGAGCAGACCAAGACCCAAGCUGAAAGACAAUACAAAAUCGUUAAGCCUGAUGCUACUAAUGAUGAAAUAAAGGCUGUAGUUGAAGAUGGCGACAGUCAACAAUAUUUCCAACAAGCUUUAUUACAAUCUAACAGAAGAGGUGAAGCAAGAACUGUUCUUAAUGAGGUUCAAGUUAGACAUAGAGAAUUGUUGAAGUUGGAAAAGACUAUGGCCGAAUUAACACAGUUGUUUCAUGAUAUGGAAGAGUUGGUUAUCGAGCAGGAUCAAGCUAUCCAACAAAUCGACGAUCAAGUUGGCACUGCCCAGCAUGAUAUCGAGCAAGGUGUUGGUCACACCAACAAGGCAGUCGUAAGUGCUAAAAAAGCAAGAAGAAAGAGAUUAUGGUGCUUUAUUAUCAUUUGUAUUAUUUGCGCUAUAUUAGCCCUUAUUUUGGGUCUUUACUUCGGUCUCAGACAUUAA